AUUUUAACGGACCAAACCCAGUGAGUCGUUACAACGGAGUCAUCACUUGACACACAGCAGACGUGUGUUCUGUGUUUUUAGGCAGCCAGGUCUUCAUGAUGUGGAGGGUCUCACUUAUAUUCUUUCUUUACGUGGCGGCUCAGGUGACAUCGCAGGAAACUAAAGUGGAGUGUCGUGAAUCGCUCGAUUUUCCUCCCAGCAAUGACAACUCUCCAUCUUUGCUGGCGGAUUUGAAAGCCGAGCUGGUGCCAAUGGGAAGUAAAUAUAUGAUUAACGUAAGCUGGGCAAUCAACAUUGAUGCUAGUAUCGAAUAUCUGAUAGGCACUCGUAUCACAGGUAGCGUAUCAGCGUACUUCUGUGAAUACAACCCACCUUUGGCCGAGACAAACCUCACUGGCUCAAAGCAGAAAUGGUUUCAUCAUUUAGUAAGCGGAUUCACUGGCCUCAACGCGAUCGGCGCUGCCAAUCUCCCUUUGCCACCACAUGGGAGUGGUCCGUCUUACAAAUAUACCGAUAUUGAAAUACCUGAUACACCACAACCAGGUAUGACACACCAAACCCCAAGUUCUACUCAAGUUACUACAGUUAAGAUCACUACUGAGAUUCCUACUUCAGAACCAAAAACACCAUUCACCAGCAUAGUGGUGGCAGCCAUUUUUGGAGGACUGGCCGGUUUGAUGAUCCUGACUACUUGCAUCAUUUUCUUGUUUUGUAACUCCCAAGAUAAAAGCUGUGGAACAAACUCCGCCACAUCAUUGAGUUUCGAAAGGUUGUCUACAUGUCCCAUGGUUCCUGUCUCUGUCCUCGUGGUCUACCCUGCUGAGAAUGUGGCCUUCCAGCGGGCUGUGGUAGCCUUGGCAGAGUUCCUGCAGUGGCACAGCGGCUGCAGUGUGGCUAUCGACAUGUGGCAGCAGGGGAGGAUCGCAGAGCUGGGGCCGAUGCGCUGGCUGGCAGAACAGGUCAAGGCUGCAGAGAGAGUGCUCAUCGUCUGCCCGCAGCCCUCUUCACAGCCCAGCCACUCUCCUCCCAGUCACAGCUCCCCAGAACCCACCAUCCCAGCUGCAGCUCAUGACCUUUACCCCCUGAUUCUCAACAUGGUGGCAAGUCAUGCGAAGAGUGCCAUAGAGCUGGCUCGGUUCUGGGUGGUGCAGCUGGGUGAGCAGAAGGACAAGAGGCCCAGUAACCUGCCGCUGGAACUGGGGUCCUGCAAGAGUUUUUGUUUGAUGAAGGACUUGAACAAGCUCUGUGAGAGUCUUUAUACUCAGAGGCAGGAUGACAAGAAGAAGACAUCAGAUCUGAUCUUAAGACCACGGAUUUCCUACAGUGAGAAGAGUACAGUGAAGUUAAGAGAAACUGUAGAAAAGCUAAGCGGACAUCAACCAAGCAUUCACGGAGAGGCAGAACCAUUGAAAUCUGUGAUCACCUCUGGUUGAACGUGUGUAAUGAAAAUGUUUAGACUGAUAUAGUUUAAAGGGUCAAUGAAUUAGUCAAAGAAAAGUGAUUUCAUUAUGCUGUUUUCUAAAAUGUAUUUUUUAUUCUAUUUUUUUUACUGACAUAGACCUGUUUAUUUUGAAUAGCAAAACACUGAGUUGAAUACUGCAAGGUGGAUACUCAGUAUUUCAUCUCUGGUAUGUAGCACCACCUACUAGUCUAUUUAUCCAUUUUGUUACAACACCAAAGUUGCCUAUUCUCGUUGAGGAGGAAGGUGUGGAAACCUGCCACUGACAUGCUCUGUUAGCGUUUCAUCUGUCGUCAUGAUCAUGUAGAAAUUGUAAGCUGCUUCAAGGUGGAUGAACACCAGCACAACAAAGUCUGUUACUUAAUAGAUGUAAGAAAUAAUUCAUUUACUGUAUUUGAUUGUUAUGAUGAUUUAAUCUGUAAGCUUUAAUUAAAGAAACCAGAAUACAUUUUCUAAUUAGCUACCAACUAAAGCUAAAGGCUAGAUGUUAUAUUUAUUACAUUAUAUCAUCAAAUCCCUCAGGAUUUUUUGUUUAUUUUAUAACUUGUGAAAUAUUAAUGGAAUUUUUUUUACUACUCUUUGGAAAAUGUACCUAGCUAACUUUUUUAAUCCAGACUCAGUUUAUAAAGUUGAAUGGUGGCUCAGUGGUUUGCACUGUUGCCUCAAAGCAAGAGGACUCUGAGCGCAAACCCAACCUGACCAACUGCAAAGUAGUUUGCAUGGUCUCCGGUUUCUGUCCACAGUUGGAAGCUAUAAAUUGCUUGUAAAUGUGAACAUGUUUUUUCAUGUCUAUGCUAUCCCUGUGAUAUACCGGGCAGAUUUUCAGGGUAUACCUUGUUUCUUACUGCUGGAUGUUGGUAUAGGUUCAUGCGCCCUGCAACCUUGAAAAGAACUGGUUAUAAAAAAACUGAUGGUUUAUAUUGUCCUUCGAAUUGUGUCAUCAAGUAGUAUUUGAAUGCAUUGAGAAACAUUAAUUAAAAUAUAAGCAUUA
This is a messenger RNA of Thunnus maccoyii (southern bluefin tuna), 2450 nucleotides long. RefSeq names its product interleukin-17 receptor B. Lineage: Eukaryota; Metazoa; Chordata; Actinopteri; Scombriformes; Scombridae. Gene Ontology annotation, molecular function: interleukin-17 receptor activity. The coding region runs from base 96 to 1433 and encodes 445 amino acids. The record is from RefSeq and is a predicted model, not a curated record. The transcript is spliced from 11 exons.